UGUGGGGAGGCGAGGAUGCGGGUUAAGGUGCUGAGCCGCAACCCCGAUGACUACGUCCGCGAGACGAAGCUGGACCUGCAGCGCGUUCCAAGAAAUUAUGACCCUGCAUUGCAUCCGUUUGAGGUUCCACGAGAGUACACAAGAGCUCUGAAUGCAACAAAGCUAGAACGUGUGUUUGCAAAACCCUUUCUUAGCUCGCUUGAUGGCCACAGAGAUGGAGUUAAUUGCAUGGCCAAACAUCCAAAGAGUUUGUCUACAGUGCUGUCUGGAGCUUGUGAUGGAGAGGUUAAAAUUUGGAACUUGACCAAACGACAGUGUAUUCGUACUAUACAAGCCCAUGAAGGCUUUGUUCGAGGCAUGUGUGCUCGUUUCUGUGGUACAUCAUUCUUUACUGUUGGCGAUGACAAAACUGUGAAGCAGUGGAAAAUGGAGAGCCCGGAGUACGGAGAAGAAGAAGAACCUAUUCAUACAAUUCUUGGAAAGACAGUAUAUACAGGAAUUGAUCACCACUGGAAGGAAGCUGUUUUUGCCACCUGUGGCCAUCAAGUGGACAUUUGGGAUGAGCAAAGGACAAGUCCCAUGUGUUCUCUGACAUGGGGCUUUGAUAGCAUAAGCAGUGUAAAAUUUAAUCCCAUUGAGACAUACCUUUUGGGAAGCUGUGCCUCUGACAGAAACAUUGUGCUAUAUGAUAUGAGAAAAUCAACACCAUUAAAGAAGGUUAUCUUGAACAUGAGGACAAAUACACUGUGUUGGAACCCCAUGGAAGCUUUCGUUUUUACUGCAGCAAAUGAAGAUUACAACUUAUAUACUUUUGAUAUGCGCUUCCUUGAAUCACCUGUGACGGUGCAUAUGGAUCACGUGUCUGCUGUUCUUGAUGUGGAUUAUUCACCCACUGGGAAAGAAUUUGUCUCUGCCAGCUUUGAUAAGUCUGUCCGCAUUUUUCCUGUAGAGAAAGGUCACAGCAGAGAGGUAUAUCAUACAAAGCGAAUGCAGCACGUCAUCACUGUAAAGUGGACUUCAGAUAACAAAUACAUUCUGUGUGGCUCAGAUGAGAUGAAUAUUCGUCUGUGGAAAGCUAAUGCUUCUGAAAAAUUGGGAGUGCUUGCACCACGAGAGAAGGCAGCUAUGAAUUACAAUCAGAAGCUGAAGGAGAAGUUCCAGUAUCACCCAAAGAUCAGGCGCAUAGCUCAACACCGUCACUUGCCUAAAAGUAUAUUUUGCCAAAUCAAGGAGCAACGUAUUAUGAGAGAAGCUCGUCGUCGAAAGGAACUGAAUCGUCGUAAGCACAGCAAACCAGGAUCUGUGCCAUUUGUGUCAGAGAGGAAGAAACAUAUUGUGGCAGUAGUGAAAUAAUUGUUUUCACAUGUACAAAACAUCACAAUGAAAGAAAGUGUCACUAUUGAAUGAAUCCACUCUACAAAAUUUGAUGGACAUUGGUAAGACAGCGUGUGGCUCCAGAAACGUGGCUUUUCUUCCAAGUAUACACAAGCUCAGAUUUCUCAAGUCAUUGUCUGCUUUGGGUAUUCGUAACAAUCGGCCCUGUAAUCUUUUAUUGCCAUUUGCCUGUCUGAUGUUACUGGCCCAACACUGUGUAUUGCAGUGGAGUUUGAUCCUUUUGAUAAAAGCAGAUAACUUCGUAGUUGGUGGAGGAUAUCUGUAGUUCCAAUUCUAUGCCUUGGUGCUGUUACUACAAAAAAAGGAUGAAAUCAAUUCAGAUUUGUCAGAGGCAAAAUAACUUUGUUCCAUAUAGAGUUAUAAGGUCAGUUGUCCUUAUGCUGUUUUUUUUUUAAACAAAUCUAAUAAAGUAAACAAGUGACCUUAAGUCAAUGGACUAGAUCUUGAUUAUUUCAACUGACAAAUAUAUUGCGUUAUACUUAUUACAGUACGAUACAUUAUUUUUCUUUUAUCCAAAAGGAAUUCAACAGGAAUGUCAGACAUCUGUAAACAUAUUUAUAGUUUUGUUCUGUCUUAACUAUUGUUACAUGACUUGACAAAACUUCAGACUGUUGAAGUUGCUAAUAUUAAUGAUGACAUAGCUGAAUAAAUGUGUUUUUAGCUUAUUUAAAACUUCUAAAAUCUGGAUGAAAGAUGACACAAAUUACAUAAAACCCAGAAACUUCUUUAGGUGAGAUUUAUUAUAAGCCUUCUAUUUUAAGUUUUAUAUAAAAAAAAAUAAAAGCUUCACAUUUCAC
Molecule: messenger RNA, 2192 nt
Organism: Gavia stellata (red-throated loon)
Lineage: Eukaryota; Metazoa; Chordata; Aves; Gaviiformes; Gaviidae
Gene: DCAF13
Product: DDB1 and CUL4 associated factor 13
Exons: 11
Coding region: 16-1353 (445 amino acids)
Biological process (GO): maturation of SSU-rRNA from tricistronic rRNA transcript (SSU-rRNA, 5.8S rRNA, LSU-rRNA)
Cellular component (GO): nucleolus; small-subunit processome
Molecular function (GO): protein binding
Source: RefSeq, a predicted model, not a curated record